CGUCAGAGUGGGACCUGCCAGCUCCUGUCCGGCACACUUUCCACAAUAUCCUUGCUGCUGCUACUUCUGCUCCCAGACAAGAUGAAUGCGUAUUCUUCAAGUAAUGCUCCGCGGCCUAGCGCAGGCCCCUCCAAUAGCCGAGCAGGCUACAUGGCGCAACCGCAGCCGGGGAUGGGCGCGAUGGGCAUGGGCAUAGCACCGCCACCGCAGCAGCAGCAAGCAUACAAGGGAACACUUCCACCAGGGACCAAGGUCGCAGUCGGCAACAUCACCGUAACUGUCAAGCGAUAUUUGAGUGAAGGCGGUUUCGCGCAUGUCUACCUCGUCACUUCCUCUCAGCCUAUUCCGAUCCCAUUAUCGUCCGCUGGCAGCGUAGGGGCUAGUACCUCUGGCCUGGCGAGCCGUGCAACGCGGCCCGAGACGGUGCACGUGUUGAAGCGCAUGGCCGUACCGGAUAAAGACGCGCUUGCGACUGUGCGCAGCGAAGUGGAAGCGCACAAACUCUUGCGAAACCAGCCAAACAUUGUCCACUUCAUAGAAGCCUCAGCAACGGCGCUGUCCUCUGGCGGGUACGAGAUUUUUAUCCUGAUGGAAUACUGUCCCGGCGGCGGGAUCAUCGACCUAAUGAACGCGCGUCUUCGCGAUCGACUGCGCGAGCACGAGAUCCUCAAGAUCUUCAGCGAUGUCUGCGCCGGCGUGGCCGUCAUGCACCACCUCGAUCCACCGCUGAUGCACCGGGAUCUCAAAGUGGAGAACAUCCUGCUGUCGCCUGCACCCGCGGACAACCCGUCGAUCGGGCCGACAUACAAGCUGUGCGAUUUCGGAUCCGCCGCACCGGUCCUCUCGCGUCGAGCGCCAAAGAGCUUGGACGAGAUCAAGCGCGUCGAGGCUGACCUGAACCGCUCGACGACGCUGCAGUAUCGCGCGCCAGAGAUGGUCGACGUCUACCAGCGCCGCGUGAUCGACGAGAAGUCGGACAUCUGGGCGCUAGGCGUGCUAUUGUACAAGCUCUGCUACUACACCACCCCAUUUGAGGAGAACGGCGGUGGACCGCUCGCUAUCCUUAGCGCCAACUAUCGCUUCCCGCCCAGUCCUGUCUAUUCGCAGAACCUCAAGAAUCUUAUUGCCUCUCUCCUGCGGGAACAAUCAACCGAUAGACCGACGAUCGAUCAGGUUCUCAUCCGCGUGCACCGUCUACUGGGCUCUAAGCCGCCAGCUGCGGCCAUGCACUAUGCACAGCAACUCACCGAUGGGAAACAGGUCACGCCCUUGCCGAACGUGGUAUUCAUUUCGUCUUCCUCUUCGUCUGUCACUGCAGCAGCGGUUGCCAGCGGGAGACAAGCGAUGGGGCCGCCGCCGCCGCAGCAGCAGCAGCAACCAGUGCAAAGGCAUCCCAUGCGGUCUUUCGACGACACGACAAUCAUCAACUCAGCUUCAUGCGCCGCUUCGGCUACCGCUUCAGGCGGCCUAAGCGUCCGGUCGCGCGUCAGCGACUUGAUUCAGCAUGCGCAGGCCGGAGAUGAGGAGGCUAGGCGUAAAGCUGAGGUCGACGCGCUGAAAGACUCGGUCAUACCGAUGCGCAGAGGCAGGCCCGUCAAGGGUGCCGCCGCCGCUGCUUCGUCAGGAGCUGCAGUUUCUGCAAAGCCAGUCAUGCGGCAAUUGACCGGCGAAAGGAACGUUGUUGAUGACGGUGGAAAGGGCGCGGCGGACAUGGCCGCUUUCGGCGGAAGUGCAACAGUGGGAAGGAACUUUGACUUGCCAUUCUCAGCGCAGGCAGCAGGAUCGUCCUCCAAGAGUUCGAUCCUAUUUGGUGGCUUUGAGGAUUCCUUCACACCGACGGCGGCAGCGUUGUCGCCUUCGCAAGGAGUAUCCCAGCAAGUUUCUGGUAACAGCACCGCAUCCUCUCCUGCUGCCACCGGCAACACAUCGGCGCGCUCUGCAAUGCUCCUUAACCAUAGUCCAGAAAUGCCAGGCUUUCACUCACCAUCGCUUGCGCCUUCGCUGUCGUUUUCGCCCAAGCCACCGGGUCUGUCGCCUCAGGCGAGCGCCACCGCGGGAAUACACAGAACCCAGCCGGCCGGCUCGGUGUCCUCGCUUUCGAAGACUUUCGGCGAAGCCACCAGCCGCAGUGGUGCGAAUGGAGAUAGAGAGGAUGAUGCCUCGAAUCGCUUUCCGAGCGUUAAGGAACUCGAUGCGCGGUAUGCACCUAAUGCGCACGGUGAUGUCACCUCGCCCAUCCUUUCGCCGCCGAUCGUCGCCAGCUCGCCAGCUCCAUCUGUGGAAGUUGCGCCGCCAUCGCUGCCACCUAGGGACAGGCACAAGCCGCCGCUGUCAAUCCCGACCAGUGUCUCGCCCCGCCAGUCCGUAGGCGCAAUGGCGAGCAGAUUCAACAGCAGCGUCAGCCCGGCAGCGGACAAAACUUGCUCGUCUUACUCGCCGACGGGAACGACCACCAAGGGUGCAGCGGGUUUGCUAGCUGACAGGUGGCCGCGUGGCAUAAAAGGGGGCUUGAUGUCUCCUUCGUCGUCGGCAUCAGCUGCGCAAGCCGACAGGCGGCCUGCACAGCCUGAGGAGUUCGAUCGGAGCAACGUGAAAGACCGCACUCACCCCCCUCCGGCGUGUGCUCCUCCGCGCGACUGGCUGACGGGCGACGACACGGAUGAUGCAAUCGUGACCAAACUCGCGCCUGCGUCGUCCGAAGCAGCAAAUGCACAGCCCGUGGACGCUCACGUUGCACUGACUGCCGCAUUGGAAUCCGACAGCGGCGAUGAGCCCGAAGAACCGGAGGAUGUCGGUGGCAGUGCUCUUGCGAGAAAGUACGCACGUCAACCGGAAGGGUUGUCCUCCCCCCAGCAGGGUGAUGCGGACAAAGCAGCCGGCACUACUCCACAUAGGGUCAAGACGCCUUCUUGGCUGGUCGAGACGACUGCAGAUGUUGCUCCAUCGAGGCAAAAGUCAUCCAAAAGGUUGGAAUCAGUGCCGUCAAAGAUUCACGGCGCAGUCGGUGCUGUUGAUUCAGCGCCAUCUGCUGCUGCUGCCGCCGAUGACUUUGCCGAUGAGGAUGACCGUGACCUCGCUGUCAUCGAGGGCAGGCUGCCGAGCGAGCGCAAGCAAGUUCCCGCGCCGGCAUGGGACGAGAUGGAUGAGACGGAGAUGCGAGCGCUGCCGCAGCAGCCCAUGUCUCUAUCUGAUGGUCAUACCAACAUGCCGGCUGCUGAUGCUCUUCCGCCCCAUACAAAGCCGGCGGCAGGACCCGCGCAAGUAGCACCACCACCUGCGCAGAUGGCCACGUUGAAGCAAUACGUCGAUGCUGCCACCUCUCCACCACCAUCUGCCAUCGAUGCCUUUGCGCCGGCGGACAAGGUGGAUGUGCAGGCUCCCACGUUCGCGCCCGACGCGAGUAAGGUAGAGGGCGAAUGGUCAGCAUCGCCGCCCAGUGCACGGACACCCACCAUUUCGGAGCGCAUGCAUGAGCUACAGGUUGCCGCAUCCUCCUCUCAGCCGAUCACCCCGGAUACACGAUCUUCCCCUGUCGCCUCUGUUGGCGGGGCUUCCGUACGCGACCGCUACAAGCCGCAAUCGCACAAGACGGCAGUAGCGUCGAGCAGCGUCAACGGCAAUGGCCGCCACGAGCCGCAGGUGAUCCUCCCGCGGCUGGUACAGACUCGGCGGGACAAUUCCUCAGCGUUGAUCGCGGCUGCGAAGCGCGCAUCAGCAGCGGCUCCUGCGUCCAGUCUGAAACCAUGGGAGCGCGAAGCUGCUGCCGCUGCGGAGUUCAACAGGGCUGGCGUGGUCAAGAGCACCAGCAGCGCCGCCGGCGCCGACGCCGCUCAUGACGACGAUGAGGCGGGCGGCCCUAGCCCUGCCACCGCAUCGCACCACCUGGGUAGCGGCAGCAUCGCUGGGGCCAGCGAGGCGCAAGAGCGGUUCCGCGGCGUGAGCGACUUAAUCAGCAAGUGGCAGGCGAACGCCAAAGCACAGGCUCCAGGGUGGGGACGCAUAGGCGAGACGGCAGGUAGCAGCAACCACACCGCAUCGUCGGGCGCAACAGCAGGAGGCAUGGGUGCGCUGCGUGCAGGGCCUAAUCUGGGAGAGGCUGCUGCGGAUGUCGGCAGCAAACGCACGAGCAGUGUCUUGCCUCGCUCGGCUACCACUCAUCGAUUGCCUGGGACGGAUAUUUGAGAGGCAGAGCUUAGCAGAGCAUGGGAGCGGAGGGGGGGGUGAUCGCCUGGCGUUACGCUCGUGCGC
This is a messenger RNA of Tilletiaria anomala UBC 951, 4248 nucleotides long. RefSeq lists its product as uncharacterized. Gene Ontology annotation, molecular function: ATP binding; protein serine/threonine kinase activity. Lineage: Eukaryota; Fungi; Basidiomycota; Exobasidiomycetes; Georgefischeriales; Tilletiariaceae. Gene Ontology annotation, cellular component: cytoplasm. The transcript is spliced from 3 exons. Bases 82 to 4182 code for a protein of 1366 amino acids. The record is from RefSeq and is a predicted model, not a curated record. Gene Ontology annotation, biological process: protein autophosphorylation; actin filament organization; peptidyl-threonine phosphorylation.